GUGACACAUAAAUGAAUGUGAUUCUCUUACAGUUUCUACCAUGUGGGUGAUUCCAGGACAGAACCAAACUAGAGUUUCUGAAUUCAUCUUGCUUGGCUUCUCCAGCGACCCCACGACCAACAGCACACUCUUCAUUAUGUUCCUUCUCAUCUACCUGAGCUCAGUCAUGGGCAAUGGGCUCAUCAUCCUGCUGAUCUGCCUGGACACACAUCUGCACACUCCCAUGUACUUCUUCCUCUGUAUCCUUGCCAUGUUGGAUAUGGGCUAUGUCACUACCACCAUGCCCCAGAUGUUGGUGCAUCUUCUGGUUCACUCUAAAACCAUCUCCUUUGCUGGAUGCUGGAUGCAGAUGUAUGUGUUUAGUGCCCUGGCUGCUACUGAGUGCACCUUGUUUGUUGUCAUGGCUUAUGACAGAUAUGUGGCCAUUUGCCACCCUCUGCGUUAUACUGUCAUUCUCAACUGGGGACUGUGCCUAUGGUUGGCAGCUGUGUCUUACGCCUGUGGUUUCCUGUCUGCUUUGUUACAUACAUUCUUCACAAUGAGUCUGCCAUAUUGUGGACCCAACAAAGUCAACCACUACUUCUGUGAAGGUCCUUCAGUACGUAACCUGGCUUGCAUGGAUACCCACUUCACUGAGAUGGUGGACCAGAUCUUAAAUGUUCUUCUUGGUCUUGCUCCAAUUUCCCUCAUUGUGGCUUCCUAUGUUCAUAUUGCCCAGGCAAUUCUCAAGAUCAAGUCCACCAAGGGACGAUGCAAGGCAUUCUCUACCUGUGCCUCCCACCUGACUGUGGUCUCAUUAUUCUUUGGUCCAUCCUCUUACAACUACUUGAGGCCCCACUCCAGCUACUCCUCUGAGCGAGACAAGCAGAUCGCACUCUUUUACAACGUCUUCACAGCCUUGCUUAACCCUGUGGUCUACAGUCUGAGAAACAAAGACAUCAAGAGGGCAUUUCUCAAGGUGCUAGGAUAUAGUAAGGCAGACUGCUGA
Molecule: messenger RNA, 988 nt
Organism: Microtus ochrogaster (prairie vole)
Lineage: Eukaryota; Metazoa; Chordata; Mammalia; Rodentia; Cricetidae
Product: olfactory receptor 2A12-like
Biological process (GO): G protein-coupled receptor signaling pathway
Cellular component (GO): membrane
Molecular function (GO): G protein-coupled receptor activity; olfactory receptor activity
Source: RefSeq, a predicted model, not a curated record